Molecule: messenger RNA, 2316 nt
Organism: Penicillium robsamsonii
Lineage: Eukaryota; Fungi; Ascomycota; Eurotiomycetes; Eurotiales; Aspergillaceae
Product: NACHT nucleoside triphosphatase
Exons: 4
Molecular function (GO): protein binding
Source: RefSeq, a predicted model, not a curated record
AUGGACCCGAUUUCUAUAACCGGUCUCGUAAUAGAGGUCAGCCAUGUGCUGUCGAGCCUGAUCAGAUAUGCCAAAUCGGUACAGAGCGCAAAAUCCGAAGUGCGGAAGCUCACCGAAGAGCUCUUUGCUCUCAAAGGCAUAUUAGGGCACUUGGCAGCACAGAUAGAUGAUGUUCCCAAAUUUCAAGAGUCAGAAACAAGCCCAUUUGAUCGCGACGUUAUGGCGAGAGUAUUGAAUACAACAAAUGAGUUCCUCCAAUCCUUACUCAUGGAUUUGGAAGUGUCCGAGACCAAGUUUAAGCGCCUCAAGCAAACUCUAAAAUGGCCCUUUACUCAGGCCGAAUUCAGCGAACAUCUGGUCCGUUUGGAAAGAGUCAAAUCGUGGUUGAUACUGGUUCUCACUGCAGACCACAAUUCGGUGGAUCGGGAGAUGCAGCAGGAGGUUCGUGAUCUGACAAACACAUUGAAGGAAGACUUGCAGAUUCGAGCUCAAGAGCGCAACAAAUUGGCCAACAGGGAGCUACUGCGAUGGAUAGCUCCUGUGAACCCCGAAAUCUCUCAUCUGCGGGCCUCAAAAAGACAUAGGAAUGGGACUGGUAGAUGGUUUGUCGACGGUCAUUUGAAAACGUUUCUUGAUCAAGAUGAAAACCGAGUUUUCUUCCUCUUAGGGAAAUCCGGAACUGGAAAAACUACACUGUUUGCACAAGUUGCCGACGAACUUACUUAUAUGGCUUCCCAAGGCCAACACAUGUGCCUUGCUUAUUUCUAUUGCACAGUUAGCGAUUUUGCCUCUCAGAAUGCCAAAAAUAUUCUAGGAUCACUUGUGGCGCAGCUCUCGGGAACAGUCCCUUCAAUGUUGGAUGAGAUUCGGUCUAUCUACAACAAAGGCCCAAAUAACCAGGCGCACAGGUUCCCUAUCGAAUUACCUGUUCUCGAAGCUGCCAUCCUUAAGUCUGCUUCUGAAAAGACAAAGGUUGUCCUUUUAGUUGAUGCAAUCAACGAAAGCCAUGAUAUGCAGCUUCUUGAAGCUUCCCUUAUCAAGCUUGCCAGUCUGUCCACGAACAUCCGCGUGCUUAUAACCACUACAAAUACCAUGAGUUCCAUCAAUCACAACAAUGUAUCUGUCUUGAACAUAAGUGGAAAGUCACAAGGGGACAUUGAUACAUUUAUCAAAUACAGACUUGAGACCGAUGAUACGUUGAGAACUUUGGCACCGGAAUUCAAAGCAGAGAUUGAAUUCACUCUUUGUCAAAAUGCUGAUGGAUCAUUUCGCUGGGUCCAGCUCUCAUUGGACAACCUGAGCACGCAACGAUCUGUAAGGGCGAUGCGACAGGCCUUGAAGAACCUUCCAAGUACUUUACGCGAGACAUAUGCAAAUAUGUUGGAAAGAAUUGCCCCUGACGAUUGGAAGAUCGCUCAUGAGGCCCUUUUUUGGCUCAGCUUUGCCAAACAACCUCUUACUUUGAGGUGUCUCAACGAAAUCGUGGUCAUGGACGAGACAAGCAUGACACUCGAUGAGGAUAUGAUGCUUGUCCCUCCACAUAUUCUUCUUGAAAUAUGUCAAGGACUCAUCACUGAAGACCAGCAUGGCUAUCUCAAUCUCGCGCAUGCGUCUGUCAAGGACUUUUUAACGUCUGAUUGGAUUUGCUCAUCUCGAGUCCAAUAUUUCGCCCUGGAUCCUACAACUGCAGACCUGAAAGCCAUGCACAGUUGUCUCACAUACCUGUGUCUCGACAAUUUUGCAAAGGGAUACCUGACAUGCCCCGAAGACCCAGCCAAGCUACGCCAGGAUCAUCCUUUCAUAGCUUACGCCGCAAAUUUCUGGCCCCAACAUGGCGCCGCUUGCGGCUUUGGGGAUUCUGAGCAACCCAUGGUCCACAAAUUCUUUGCUACAAGGUCUCUUCCUGGCCGGGGCAAUUAUGGAACGUGGAUGCAGAUAUUGCUCCGGACAACCGCCGGUUCAAACACGAAUGACGCCGUAGUCAUUGACAGAACGCAUCCUCUAUACUACGCUGCCUCGUUUGGGAUGGUUCAAGUUGUCGAGACUAUUCUCGUUUCCGAGCCAGACAUCGAUAUCAAUGCUCGUGGUGGCCGUGUUGGAGCCACAGCGGUGUGGAUUGCCAGUCUUCGCUUCAAUUUUGAAGUUGUGAAUAUCCUCCUGCGUGCUGGAGCUAAUCCAUCCAUUCGGGAUCCAGGUAGUGGGCUGAAUGUGCUUGAUCUUUUGAGGAUGGUGCCGACCCGUCAUCGAAACUACGAGGGUCUACGACCCAUUUUAGCUCGUCCAGCACCUUGGAAGGCGUUGGAGCGCGAAGAGAGG